GAGCAGUGACUAAUCACUGUCUCUACACCGACCUACCCGGGUUCAAACUGCCUGCCUGCUGAGGUCAGGGGUCGGUGUUAAACCAAACAGUUCCGGAGACGGAUGGCGGCUAAAUUCCCUGCCGUACGGAGGAUGGGCGCCUUCACUUUUAUCGAUAUUGGUAUAAAUCUGACAGAUCCUAUGUUUCAUGGGAUUUAUCGUGGUACUCAAAAGCAUCAAGAUGACUUUCUAGAUGUGGUGCAGAGGGCAGUAAAAACUGGAGUUCAGAAGUUCAUGAUUACAGGAGGCAGUUUGCAAGAUAGUACAGAUGCAGUGGAGCUGGCAAAGACAAGUGAUAUUUUCUACAGUACAGUUGGCUGUCACCCCACACGGUGUGGUGAAUUUGAGCAGAAUAACCCAGAGCAGUAUUUGAGUGACCUGAAAACAUUGGCCACAGAAAACAAACGGAAAGUAGUGGCCAUUGGCGAGUGUGGCUUGGAUUUUGACAGAUUGGAAUUCUGUCCAAAAGAGAUACAGUUAAAAUACUUUGAAAAGCAAUUUGACUUGGCAGAAGCAACUAAAUUACCCAUGUUUCUACACUGCAGAAAUUCAUCUGCAGAAUUUUUAGAUAUAGCAAAGAGAAAUAUGGAUAGAUGUGUUGGAGGCGUGGUGCAUUCUUUUGAUGGCACAAAAGAAGAAGCUGCUGCUUUUCUAGAAAUGGGCCUCUAUAUUGGAAUAAAUGGCUGUUCUUUAAAAACAGAAUCCAAUCUUGAAGCUAUGAAAUCCAUCCCAAGCGAAAGACUGAUGAUAGAAACUGAUGCACCGUGGUGUGGAGUAAAGAACACUCAUGCAGGCGCUAAAUAUGUGAAAACAACUUUUCCAACAAAGAAGAAGUGGGAAGAAGGAUAUUGCCUUAAGGAUAGGAAUGAACCAUGCCAUAUUAUUCAAAUAUUGGAGAUAAUGGCUGCUGUACGAGAAGAAGAUAUGCGUGAACUGAGCAACACCAUGUACAACAAUACUGUGAAAGUUUUCUUUCCUAACAGCUGAUUGCCAAGUAUAUUAUUCCAGUCUAUUUGCUCUCAGCGUGACACAACUGGCAGCUCUUAGAGAUACUUGGGUACUUUUCCCUGGUUUAUUCUGAUCAAGAUGGAUGUUGAACUCUAUGCACCACAGAAUUAGUUGAAUUUUACCCUUGAUAUUCAGACACUUCCUGAUAAAUUUCCUGACCUUAGUAGAAAUUAUUUAAACAUGUAGUUUGAAUAUAAGGGAAAUAGCUUCCUUGGCAACCCCACAAGUCCAGAACCUCAAGAUAUUUAGUGAAGUAUCUUAAAAUGAUUUUUAAAAAUACCUCAUGUUAACACUUUACAAUGUUGUAUUUCAAAAUCAAUCUUAAUUGCUUACAACUUUGUUUUAAUACAUCUCUAAUAAGCAGAUCAGAGUGGUUUAAAUAUCCAGUCAUAUAUGAAGAAUCAAAAGGUCAAUGAUAAUUUACAUUGGGCCAGUCUGGUUCCGAGCAGGAUGUAUUACAGUGACUGAAGCAAAGAUGCAACAGUAUAAUGUUGGUGUACAAUUUUACUGUAUCUAAUCAUUUGUAACAUAUACUAUAUAUUAUCAACUCGAUUUAUUCAAGUGCUUAUGUUGAGGAGACCAUUAAAACAGCAUGUUCGUCUGUAUAUGCACAAUUAUGUUCUGUGCCAAUUCAGGUAAAAAUUAAAAUGGCUGAGCUAAGGAACAGUGUAGUUACCAUGAUGUAGACAAUCAAUGUUAAUGACCCAGGACUGUGGUAAAAUUACUUAUGAAGUUGCCAAGAAAUGGCAAAUCAUUGGGUUAGUAUCAUCAUUUAUUUUAAAAUGA
Molecule: messenger RNA, 1833 nt
Organism: Mobula hypostoma (lesser devil ray)
Lineage: Eukaryota; Metazoa; Chordata; Chondrichthyes; Myliobatiformes; Myliobatidae
Gene: tatdn1
Product: TatD DNase domain containing 1
Exons: 12
Coding region: 103-1026 (307 amino acids)
Cellular component (GO): cytosol
Molecular function (GO): 3'-5'-DNA exonuclease activity
Source: RefSeq, a predicted model, not a curated record